CAGGUAUCAUUUCCAAAGUACCCGCUGUCCCGGAGAUACUGGUGACUUUUAUUUUCGAAAAGCAAAAUUUUCGAUCUUUUUUCGGUAAUAGUGCAAAGAUAUUGGUGUCAAUGUUAUUAGUAAAGUCGGAUGCUGCAUUGAAGUUCAUUCCGUCCGUAAGGCUGAUCAACAAUCUAAGCCUUCGCAAAGGAAGUCGCACCGGAAACUCGGGCAAUCCGCUGGAAUUUCAAGUUCUCACCCAAAUUCAGUACGUUCCCUGAUAGAACAGUAACCGUGCCACGUUACCUGUCCACGCCCUGAACAGUCAAUCGCAGCAAAUUAGAAAAACAAACAAAAAAAUGGUUCAAGAUCAAUCGAGAAUUCGCAACACCACUGGCUCGAAUGGUGGCACAAACUACCGCCAGCAAGAGAGCAAAUCGGCAAACAAUGGAAUUAACAAAAUGAAAAUGACCUCCUCCGCUGGGUCCACAUUUGGCAGUUCUAAACCCAUGGACCAAGGAAAGACGAACAGUUCGGCUGCCUGGGGUCCAUACUUUAAAAAUCGCGAUCAUUUCGUCAGUAUGCACUUUUCGUAAAUCUGUGGAAGCGUUCAAAAUUUUACACGUGUUUAGUUAUAAGCAAAUUAUUACUCAAUAAAGAGUUUAAAUUGGCAAAACUUGCUAUGAAAUGACUGACAUUCCGAUUUAUCCGUGUGUAGGAAGAUACAAGAUUUGGCUAAAUAAGAAAAAGCACUAAAAAGCCAAAUGCAUUUAAAGAUUAAGGUUUACUACACUGCUAGCAACUUAGCUACAAAGCUUGAUCAAAGUCAUAAAGUUAGAGUAUGUAAGAGUUAUAAAUGUGCACAUAGAAACUGUUUAGAGUGUCACGUUGUUAACUUCAGUGAAAUAAAUCUUUGAACUGAGCAAAUUUCAGAAAAUUA
This is a messenger RNA of Wyeomyia smithii (pitcher-plant mosquito), 919 nucleotides long. RefSeq lists its product as uncharacterized. NCBI's taxonomy places the organism in Eukaryota, Metazoa, Arthropoda, Insecta, Diptera, Culicidae. The transcript has 2 exons. The record is from RefSeq and is a predicted model, not a curated record. Bases 111 to 260 code for a protein of 49 amino acids.